AUUAAGAGCCCUCUCCCAGUAUGGACACAAUGCGCUAGCACAAAAGAGGAAAAUACAUUUGACCUGUUCUUUACUUUCUUUAUUGUGGAUUUUUGCUUCAGUUCUGAUCACAAUGGGGCGAAGUCGGUCCCGCAGCAGAUCUUCUGAGAUGUAUGUGAGUAGACACGUAAAAGAGCGAAGAUCAUCAAAGAAACGUCACAGAUCUAGCUCUUCAUCUUCCAGCUCUAGCACUGCAAGACCAAGCCCUAGCAAGAAACGUGGCCAUAGUUGCAGCAAGAGUCAAAGUGCAGAUUGUAAAGCAGAGAAGAAAAAGCAAAAGAGAAAGCGACAUUCUUCCACUUCAUCAAGCAGUUCAUCAUCAUCUUCAUCCAGUGAUGAAAAGGCCAAGAGGAGGAAACAUAAAAAGGCCAAGAAGCAACUGAAGAAAAUUAAAGCAAAGGAAAAGAAGAAGGUGAAAAAGGAGAAGAAACGGCUUAAAAAGAUGAAGUUAGCAGCUAAAGCUGAGGCAGCAGCAAAUACAGCUCCAUUGAUGAUCCCGGUUCCGCUUCCUGUUCAAAUCGAAAGUCCUCAGUCAUAUUUAGAAACAUGGCAAAAUGAUGAUGCCACAGAACAUGGUCCAGUGAUGACUGAUGAACAGAAGGCCAGUUUUACCACCAAGAGGCCAUUGACAAAAGAGGAGUAUGAAGCCAGACAGAGUGUUAUUCGCAGAGUUGUUGACCUGGAGACAGGACGUACCAGGCUUGUGAGAGGAGAUGGAGAGAUUUUAGAAGAAAUUGUCAGCAAGGAUAAGCACAAAGAACUCAAUAAGCAAGCAACCAAGAGAGACGGUGAUACUUUUCAGAAGAGACUAGGAAUUAACAGAUUUUGAUUUACAGUUGGAACAUUCCCCUGGAUUUUUGAUGGUGAAUGUUAAAGAUCCAUGAAAUUUGAGAACUUGCCCUGAGAGUGGGCCAUAAAUGUGAAGCUGGAUAUAUAUGAAUUUAUUUAUUAUUCAUUUGUAGGACAGUUUACACUAAAAAUGUGGUCUUCAUGAAAAUCCAUAAAAAAUUUAUAUCAUUUGAUAGCUGAAGACUUAGUCUUUAUAAAGUUAUGCAUUAGGAAACUCACUAAUGAUAAAUGUGUGUUGAUUUUCUUAUGUAGCUGACAAUAAAUACAUUUUAAUAAAUAAAUACAAUUUUAUACAUG
This is a messenger RNA of Silurus meridionalis, 1185 nucleotides long. It is a transcript of the gene arl6ip4, whose product is annotated as ADP-ribosylation factor-like 6 interacting protein 4. Lineage: Eukaryota; Metazoa; Chordata; Actinopteri; Siluriformes; Siluridae. The record is from RefSeq and is a predicted model, not a curated record. Bases 113 to 868 code for a protein of 251 amino acids. The transcript has 7 exons.